AUAAAUCAAAUAUAUAUAUAAAUAAAAUAUAUAUAUAUCAAACAAUAAGGUAUAUAAGGUAGAGUGAAAGCCCCUGGUCACCUUAUUUCCCAGAGCUGUCACCACUGAUAGUUUAAUGAACUCACUUUUUAAUAUGUGUGUGUGUUUAACAUCGCUGGGAUCUUAUUGUACCUGGGUGCAUUUGUUACCAUGUAUGUUUCGCUGACUCUUAUUGUUGUGUGCUGGAACUUUCUGGGGUGAUAGUAAUCCAGUUGGGCAGUCAUCAACACAUGGAGCACUUGCAUGUGACAAGUGUGACUGAGCUGAAUGUUUUUAUUUUAUUUGAAUUAAUUUAAAUUUAAAUAGCUCCAUGUGACUAGUGGCUAUCAUACUGGAUAGCUCAGAUCAUAUUCAGUCUUUGAAUUUUGUUUAUAAGCUUUCUUGGUACUCAAAAAUUUCUGUAUUUUAUUUCCUGUCUUUGGUAGAAUAUGUCUGGUUUUCGUUCUUUUUUUCUUCUGUGGAUUAUCUGUACACUUUUUUUUUUUUUUUUUUUUGAGACAAGGUCUCACUCUGUCAUCUGGGCUGGAGUGCAGUGGCACAAUCUCAGCUCACUACAGCCUUGACCUCCUGGACUCAAGUGAUCCUCCCACCUCAGCCUCUCAAGUAGCUAGGACUACAGGCACAUGCCACCACACCUGGCUAAUUUUUGUAUUUUUGUAGAGACAGGGUCUCACUAUGUUGUCUAGGCUGGUCUCAAACUCCCGAACUCAGGCAGUUCACCCACCUCCGUCUCCCAAAGUGUUGGGACUACAGGCAUGAGCCACCGUGCCUGGCGAUCUGUACAUUUUGAACAAGUAUGUUUUCAUCUAUAUUUCUUUAUCCAUAUCAAAAAAUUAACCACUAUUUAAAAUAUUCUACCAUCUCACAAGAAAGAUCAUGUAGGAUAUUUUGACUUCUUUUCAUUUCCUAGGUUUAAUUGAAAUAACCUGGAAUUGUAAUUCUUUUAUUUUUGCCCUUGUGUCACUAGAGACUUUUUUCUUAACUAUUACAUGUUUCACAUUCCUGUUAACAAAAACAUUUUAGACUUUCCUGACAGCUUUAUUGUUUUUAUGGGUUUCCAUCGUUCUUUAUAAAACACAUCCUCCCGGCCAGGUGUGGUGGCUCGCACCUGUAAUCCCAGCACUUUGGGAGGCCGGGGUGGGCGGAUCACCUGAGGUCAGGAGUUCGAGACCAGCCUGGACAACAUGGUGAAACCCCAUCUCUACUAAAAAUACAAAAAAAAAUUAGCCAGGUGUGGUGGCGGGCGUAUGUAAUCUCAGCUACUCGGGAGGCUGAGGCAGGCAGGAGAAUCACUUGAACCCAGGAGGUGGAGGUUGCAGUGAGUCGAGAUUGCACCAUUGCACUCCAGCCUGGGCGACAGAGCAAGACUCUGUCUCAAAAAAAUAAAAGUAAAAAAUAAAACACAUCCUGUCUUUUUCUUCUUUAAUAGCAUUCUCACAUGAUUUUUUUUCUUAGAGUGAGUGGAUGAUAUAUUUUGAGUUCUUGCGUGUCUGAAAAUGCCAUUCUUUUCCCCUCCCACAUAAUGCAUAGCCUGGGUGUGCAUGUGACUCUAUGAUAACAAUCGUUUUCCUUGAAACUCCAUAAACGUUGUUUUAAUAUCUUCCAGUAUUUACUGGUACAGAUGUUGUUUUCUUUGUUUUUUUUUUUUGAUUUUUGAGGCAGAGUCUCGCUCUGUCACCCAGGCCAGGCUGGUCUCGAACUCCUGACCUUGACCUCAGGUGAUCCACCUGACUCGGUUCCCCAAAGUGCUGGGACUACAGGUGUGAGCCACUGUGCCUGGCCAGAUGCUGUUUUCUCUGCUUCUCUGUCUUUUGUAGGUAAUCUUAUUCUUUUUGUCUGUUUUAACUUGUUUUCAGUCUAGAAGCUUCUGGCAUUUUUUCCCUGUUGUUCUAUUACCAAAGGGUUUCCAUGUCCUUUCACAUGCUGGGAUCGCCUGUCCUUCAUUUUUUAUUUUUUGCAAUGGAGUCUUACUCUGUUGCCCAGGCUGGAGUGCAGUGUCGUCAUCUUUGCUCACUGCAACGUCCACCUCCCAGGUUCAAGCAAUUCUCCUGCCUCAGCCUCCCAAGUAGGCAGGAUUAUAGACGCACACUACCAUGCCUAGCUAAUUUUUGUAUUUUUAGUAGAGACGGGGUUUCACCACGUUGGCCGGCUGGUCUCGAACUCCUGAUCUCAAGCGAUCUCAAACAAUCUCCCCACCUCAGCCUCCCAAAGUGCUGGGAUUACAGGUGUGAGCCACUGCACCUGGCACCUUUCCUUUACUAUCUAAACCAAAUGGCCUGAGCUGAUACAUGUUCAUGGGGGUUUCUUGGGGUCUUAAGUUUUCAUGGUCCUCAGGCACACCCACACUGCAGCCAACUUGCCCCAUCACCGGGCUCCUUGUGCCUGUGUGUCCUUAGGGUGCUCUUUUUCUUCAACAUUUGACCUUGGGUGGAACACGGUUAUCUUCAGUUCUGUGUCUCUCACCACCCUCCUCCCAGGAAUCACUAAAAUCCAGCUAUUGUGCACAGCAUUUGCUGAAGCGUUUGUGGCUAAUGGGGAGGGAGGGAGGUCUGAUUAGAGUAGCGCAGAAAACAACUUUGAAUUCAGUGUCAGACAUCAUUGUUCACCAAGAGGAAUUUGUUACUGCCCAUGCCUUUCUGUGGGUCAUGGCUUCCUCUGCUUCUGAGAGUGUCUCCUGAUCUUUCUUCUCCUCUUCUCUAAGUUCAAGGUCAGCCCAAAUGUCCUUUCUUUCAUGAAGCCUUCCGCAGCCACUAUGACCAAAGGCGCUGACCCCUGCCGGAAGCCCUGUAGCUCUUAGUGAGUGUAUCUUUCCCGUGACAUCUUUCCCAGUUGCUCUCACCUUAUCUCCCCAGCCCUCUGCUCGGGCAGACCCUCAUUCUCCUGCCCCAAGCUGUGGCUACUAGAGGUGAGUUCCUUGUCCACAAUCACAAUGGGAGAUGUGGGUCUUUGCGUCUGUUGCUUAAUGUGUGUGUAGCAUCUACCAACCAGCUAGAGUAAAAGGUUUUAUUUUGCUGGGCGCAGUGGCUCACGCCUGUAAUCCCAGCACUUUGGGAGGCCGAGGCGGGUGGAUCACCUGAGGUCAGUAGUUCGAGAGCGGCCUGGGCUACAUGGUGAAACCCCAUCUCUACUGAAAAUACAAAAAUUAGUCUGGCACGAUGGCGGGCACCUGUAAUCCCAGCUAAUCGGGAGGCUGAGGCAGAAUUGCUUGAACCCGGGAGAUGGAGAUCACUUUAUAAGCACAUACUGCAGUGAGCUGAGAUUGUGCCACUGUACUCCAGUGAGCCUGGGCGACAGUGAGACUCUGUCUCAAUAAAUAAAUAAAUAAAUAAAUAAAUAAAUAAAUAAAUAAAUAUUUUAAGGAGGUUUUAUUUAAAUAUACAAUAGGUUAUCUGAAAAUAAAGUAUGGAUGGACUUUAUUAGAAUUAAACAUUAUAGAAAGUCAAGUACCCAAGGUCCAUCUGUCUUUCUAACCUCUCUCCCUUUCUGUCUCAGUCUCUGUCAACUAGACUGCCCCAAGCAUCUGUUCCUUAGUUCAGAUUCUCCAGAAAGGAUCCCACUGGUUUCUGGCCAAGAAAGGGAUUAUCCAGGCAUGAUCCAGUCCACUGUGAUGGAGAAGGGAAAGGGAGGGGUAGAAGAGAAUUGUGUGGUACAACAUGGCCACUGAGGGCCACACCUUUGGUGAGACCUGUGGGCAAAGGGAGUUUUCAGGGAAGGACAUAGUGAACAAUGCUGGCACGUUGCUGGGACUGAAUUGUAUCUCCCUGCCAAUUCAUAUGUUGAAGCCUAAAUCCCCAACGUGAUGGUGUCUGGAGGUGGCACCUUUGGGGGGUAAAUAGCUUACAAGGGUGGAGUCCCUAUGAAUCAGAUCAGUGUAUGCUUAUAAAGAGAUAGAGUCCAGUGCUUUGUUGCUCUGCCAAGAAUGAGGCCCUCACCAAAAACCUGACCCUGCUGGCACCCUGAUCUUGGUGGACUUCCAGCCUCCAGAACUGUAAGAAAUAAAUGUCUUUUCUUUAAGUAAUCAGUCUAUCGUAUUCUGUAAUAGCAGGCUGAACUAAGACACACCUCAGAACAUGUUUGCAGAACACAUCGUGUCUGCCUGUCUACUCACAGGUAGAUUGUGUGCAUGGAGACAGCACUUUCAGUCUCCAAUCCUUGCAAUACCUGGUACCUUGCAUGUGUUUGUAACUUACUAAAGAUUUGCAGAAUGGAUUCCAAUAGCUCUUAAUUCCCAUUGACAAAUUUAUUUCAAAUUGUCUUUAUUUUAUAUGCAUUAAGAAUAUGUGAAGGCUUUUCUUUUUCUACUUCUCAUUGAGAGGACUUUGGCUGUAGAGUUUUUAGUUUUGGUCUGCUAUAUAGGGCCCAACAUUUUUAAAUGGUAACUAAUUUUUUGACCUCUUGGCAUAUGCUUAUGUAUUUUUCUUUUUUUUUUUGAGACAGAGUAUCGCUCUGUUACCCAGGCUGGAGUGCAGUGGCGUGAUCUUGGCUCACUGCAACCUCCACCUCCUGGGUUCAGGAGAUUCUCCUGCCUCAGCCUCCCAAGUAGCUGGGAUUACAGGCGCCUGCCACCAUGCCCGGCUAAUUUUUGUAUUUUUAGUAGAAAUGGAUUUUUGCCAUGUUGGCCAGGAUGGUCUUGAACUCCUGACCUCAAGUGAUCUGCCCUCCUUUGGCCUCCCAAAGUGCUGGGUCUACAAGCGUGAGCCACCGUGCCCAGCCUUAUAUAUUUUCCCUGGUUGACUCAUUACAAUAACAAAUGAAGAGAUUGUGGCUUAUCAGUUUUAAUAAGUUAUCCAGGCCAUAACUCAAAUUCAAACUUAGCUUUUAAGUCUAUCUGACUGUAAAUCUGUUGCUUUUCACUAAACUACAGUCUCUUGGACUCUCAAUAAGAGUAAUUUGAUAAUGUCUCAAGGUCUUUUUCUUUAUAAGUCAUAGAUUGAUUACCAACCUGAACACCUUUGGAGCCAAAAUUCACCAGUGUAAUGGGUCAAUGAAUUAAUUUUUUAAAAAUCAUACAUUUCUUUGCUUAAAGAAUAUUGCAAAUCAAUAAUUAGGAACUCUUUUGUCUCUAGUUCCUUAAAGGACUCCUUUUAUUUUAUAGCAUCAGUGUACUUAGUAACAAGUUUUUUUCUUUUUUGCUUCUUUCAUGGCUUAAUCAUCUCUUUUCUGACUGCCUUACCUGUAGCCUUGUACAUAUCAGCACCCCUUUCUCUGGAGCCUCUGCCCCCUGCCCCCAGCAUCACCAUCAUUCAGAGUUCCACGAAGCCAGGUUCCUGUGAGAAGUGACAUGGCCCACGGAAUCUGGUUUUUCAUCUCCUGGGUGAAAGCGCUGCCGGGAGGUACCCACUUCAGCCCUCUUGUACCCCAUUGCUGCAGCCUAUGCCCAGUCUGCCCUGGAUGGUGGCUCUUUGUAGAUGCUUUGAGUAAGUUAGUGGCCUGUCAUGCUUUCCCAGCCUUAGGAGAAAACCUGGUUGGAGUCGAGGACUGAAUUGGGAUGUCACCUUUACAGUUUCUGUUUUGUUUAGUGCGCUUCUGUUCCUGGCUUAAACUCACAGUGCCCCGGGGAAAUAGGGACUUCUUUAUUUCCGUAGCUGUGUUCUCUCAGUGUUCCAGCUCAUAUAGUACCUUCCCAGAGAAGGCUGGGGAUUCAGUUAAUAUAAGAAAUUCCCAUAGUUUUUUCCUUUAGUGUUUCUUUUUUUGGGAGGGCAGGGGGAUAGUUGUUCUUCACUACUUUAGGGGUAUUUAUUAACAUUUUAAGAAAACUGAAGAAAGAACCAGUGAAAGCAGAGUGCUUAUUUUGGUUUCCAAAUGAAGUUUUUAAAAAGUUCUUUUUGCGAAACCUUUUUUUUUUUUUUUGUUGAGACAGAGUCUAGCUCUGUCGCUCAGGCUGGAGUGCAGUGGCACAAUCUCGGCUCACUGCAACCUCCGCCUCCCAGGUUCACGCAAUUCUCCUGCCUCAGCCUCCUGAGUAGCUGGGAUUACAGGCAUGUGCCACCACGUAUGGCUAAUUUUUGUAUUUUUAGUAGAGAUGGGGUUUCACCAUGUUGGUCAGGCUGGUCUCAAACUCCUGACCUUGUGAUCCUCCCGCCUCGACCUCCCAAAGUGCUUAGAUUACAGGCGUGAGCCACCGUGCCUGGCCUGAAACCACAUUUUUAAUGUAGAACAUUCGAAUGAAUCACUAAGCAAAAACGCCAUGCCUUGGUAUAUUCAUAUAUACAUUUUCCUAUUUAUAAAUAUUUACAAAAAUGCAAAUAUGGUAGCCUCCGCCCCGUAUUAGUCCGUUCUCAUGCUGCUAUAAGGAUGUACGUUAGACCGGGUAAUUUUUAAAGGAAGAGGUUUAAUUGACUCACAGUUCUGCAUAGUUGAAGAAGCCUUAGGAAACUUACACUCAUGGCAGAAGGGGAAGCAAACACAUCCUUCUUCACAGGGUGGCAGGAGAGAGAAGAGUGAGAGUGAGGGGGGUAAAAGCCCUUUAUAAAAUCGUCAGAUUUCAUGAGAACUCAUUCCCUGUCAUGAGUACAGCAUGAGGGUAACCGCCCCCAUGAUUCAGUUACUUCCCUCCAGGUCCCUCCCAUAACAUAUGGGGAUUAUGGGAACUACAGUUCAAUAUGAGAUUUGGAUGGGGACACACCCAAACCACAUCACCCCCUUAUCUGUGAUUUUGCUUUCUGCAGUUUCAGUUACCCUUGGUCAACGUUGGUUCAAAAAUAUUCCAUGGAAAAUUCCAGAAACAAUUCCUAAGUUCUAAAUUUCAUGCCCUUCCAAGUAGCAUGAUGAAAUCUGGGGCCAUCCCACCCUGUCCUGCCCUGGAUGCGACUUUUCUCUUUGCCAGCAUCCCCGCCUGCAGGUCACUUAGUAGCCAUCUCUGUGAUCAAAUUCACUGUCUUGGAAUCACAGUGCUUGUGGUCAAGUGACCCUUACUUUACUUCCAUGGCCUUAAAGCACAAGAGGAGUGGCACUGGCAAUUUGGAUACACCAUAGAGAAGCCAUAAAGUGCUUUCUUAAGUGAAAAGGUGAAAGUUCUCAAUAAGAAAAGAAGAUCAUAUACUGUGGUUGUAAGAAGGAAUCCUUGGGGCCAGGUGCAGUGGCUCAUGUCUAUAAUCCCACCACUUUGGGAGGCCAAGGUGGGAGGAUCACUUGAGCCCAGGAGUUCGAGAUCAGUCUGGGUAAUAUAGCAAGAUCCUGCCUCUACAAAAAAAAAAAAAAAAAAAAAAAAAAAAACUAGCCCGGCAUAGUGGCAUACACUUGUACUCCUAGCUACUCAGGAGGCUGAGGCGGGAGGAUCACUUGAGCCCGGAAGUUCAAGGCUGUAGUGAGCUAUGAUUGCAUCACUGCACUUCAGCCUGGAUGACAGAGUGAGACCCAAUCUCUUAAAAAAACACAACAAAAAAGGCUUUGCAGACGCCACCGCCACCAGGAGCCCUGUACUACCAGCCAUGGUCAACCCCACCAUGUUCUUCAACAUCGCCAUCAACAGCGAGGCCUUGGGGCACGUCUCCUUCGAACUGUUUGCAGACAAGUUUCCAAAGACAGAAAACUUUCGUGCUCUGAGCACUGGAGAGAAAGUAUUUGGUUAUAAGGGUUCCUGCUUUCACAGAAUUAUUCUAGGGCUUUUGUGUCAGGGUGGUGACUUUACAUGCCAUAAUGGCACUGGUGGCAAGUCUGUCUACAGGGAGAAAUUUGAUGAUGAGAACUUCAUUCUGAAGCAUACAGGUCCUGGCAUCUUGUCCAUGAAGCAUACAGGUCCUGGCAUCUUGUCCAUGGCAAAUGCUGGACCCAACACAAACGAUUCCCAGUUUUUCAUCUGCACUGCCAAGACCGAGUGGUUGGAUGGCAAGCAUGUGGUCUCUGGCAGGGUGAAAGAAGGCAUCAAGAUUGUGGAGGCCAUGAAGCGCUAUGGGUCCAAGAAUGGCAAGAGCAGGAAGAAGAUCACCACUGCUGACUGUGGACAACUCUAAUAAGUUUGACUUGUGUUUUAUCUUAACCACCAGACCAUUCCUUUUGUAGCUCAGAAGAACACCCUCCACCGCAUUUGCUCGCAGUAUCCUAGAAUCUUUGUGCUCUCACUGCAGUUCCCUUUGGGUUCUAUGUUUUCCUUGUCCCCUUCCAUGCCUAGCUGGAUUGCAGAGUUAAGUUUAUGACUAUGAAAUAAAAACUAACAAAAAAUAAUAAUGAUCUACCCAUAAAAUUGUGAAAAAGGAAAAAUACCUUUGUGCAUAGGCUAUGAAGUUUAGGAGUGGGUACUAGCCAUGGUUUUAGGCAUCUCCUGGGAGACUUGGAAUGCCUUCUUGAGGAUAAGGGGCACCUACUGUAUACUGUUUGUAUUCAUCUGUUGUCAUUUGAAAGGAACUGAAUGUCUUUCCAGGUCACCACACAGCCUGCACCUGAGUCAGGUCAAUUGGCUGGCCAUCCCGUCAUGUGGUUCUACACAGGGUACCAUUAUUUAUUUAGUCCCCUAUUGCUGGACCCUCAUGGCCAAGGCUGCCAGUGGGCCCCUUCUUCCACAGUGACAGUUUGUUCUGGGCACCUGGAGGGCCCCACUCAUCCCUCCUGCUGGCUGGGAUAUGUGUACCAGUGGUUGGAAGUCAUCCCACAGCACCUGCACCAAGCCAGCAUCCUGGGGGCAGGGGAGACAGGACAGAGGGAGCCAGCCCUGCUGUCAUUUUAGGGCACAAAUUCCCCACUGAGGGAUGCAGAGACCUUUUCAUGAAAGAUAAAUGUGCUUGUGUUGUGAGUGGCUGUUAUUUUGGGACUGGAGCCCACGCAGCUCAACCUGUAUACUAACUAAUAAAACGUCUGUGUGUAGGCCAGGUGCGGUGGCUCACGCCUGUAAUCCCAGCACUUUGGGAGGCGAAGCGGGUGGAUCACGAGAUCAGGAGAUCGAGACCAUCCUGGCUAACACAGUGAAACCUCGUCUCUACUAAAAAUACAAAAAAAAAUUAGCCGGGCGUGGUGGCGGGCACCUGUAGUCCCAGCUACUCAGGAGGCUGAGGCAGGAGAAUGGUGUGAACCUGGGAGGCGGAGCUUGCAGUGAGCCGAGAUUGGCCACUGCACUCCAGCCUGGGCUACAGAACGAGACUCUGUCUCAAAUAAAAUAAAAUAAAAUAAAAUAAAACAAAACAUCUGUGUGUAGCUUUGGCCUUAGAGACAUUUUCGUGUUUUCAUUAUGUUACUUUUUAAGUAAGUAGUAUGGCGUAUUCAGAGGUCAGCUGUGUGGUACAAAAUUCAAAAGCCAUCAAGGGGAGGCAAUGAAGUUAAGUCUCAUUCUCCCUGCGCUGAACUUCUCCCCCAUAGGCAGCUCCUGUUGUGGGCUCUUGGUGUGUCCUUCCAGUGGUGGCAAGGAUGGGAGCAUGUGCACACGUGUGCCUCUGCAGGCCUUCAACACAAAUGGCAGCAUGCCUCUUGAUUUUUCACUAACAGCAUAUCCUGGAGGUCUUUAUAUAUCAAAAUACGUAGAUCAACCUCCUUUUAGUUUUAUUGUAUUUUUUUAGAGAUGGCGGAGGGGAGGUCUCACUGUGUUACCCAGGCUGGUCUGGAACUCCUGACUUCAAGUGAUCCUCUGGAGUUGCUGGGAUUACAGGCGUGAGCCACCAUGUUCAGCUCCAACCUCCUUUUUAAAAAGGCAGUGUGUGGGUCCUUUCCACUCAGAGACUCCUCUCUCUCUAUAUAGAGAGAGCUGUUUCUCUUUCCCUUCUCUUCUAUUAAACCUCCAUUCCAUAAAAAAAAGGGGGGGGCUGCUGUAUAUUGUAGCAUUGAAUGGAUACACCAUUACCUCUUCAAUCCAUCCCCUAUUAGUAGACAGUAAGGUAGUUUUAAGUCUUUUGUGCUAGUACACAGGGCUGAAGUUAAUAUCCUUGUACAUGUAUCACCUCUCCAGACUAUUUCCUGAUGAAUAUUUGAAAAUCUUUCUCAGUUAAGUUUUAGGAAGGCAGUGUGGUGUGUUGAGAUGAGUUUUAAACCAGGAACCAAGAAGCUUCCUUCACUAACCCUCCCUUGGACUUUGGAAGUCAGUUAACCCCUCUGGGGAUGAGUGUCUUUAUUGGUAAAUGAAAAAAACUGCUUAAAAGGAGGCAUUUGUCUUUAAAACUCAUGAUUUGACAAGUACAUACUUUGUCCUGGGCCUGACCCCAUCCUCAGGGAUAACAGAAGGCUGGGGAAGGUUCUGAGAGGGAAUAGCUCUGAGAAAACCACAGACUUUAUGUAUCAGGGACUCAUCAGACCCCAGGGUUCUUCUUGAGUUGACUUUUUGCUGUCACUUCCUAAGGAAAAGGGGAAAAGAUACGUUUUGGCAAAGGAGAGACCCCAGUCCUGCUUGUCCCAGCUUUAAGCCAUCCCUUCUAGACACUGCCACUUGCUCCUUGUCUUGUAGACAACUUCUCAGAGCUCUGUGGUAUUUCUCUGCUUUUUAAAAAUUUAUUUGUUUCUUUCCUCUACCAUCCCAGAGUGGACUAUGACUUCUGGCUCCCUUUUGAAUCUGGGAGGUGCAUUUCCUUUUGUGUUUGAGGACUCCAGGUUCACCUUUGUGCUUCCUGGUGAAAAGCGCCAUUUGUACAGCCUCACCAACUUGUCUUUGACCUUUGACUUUGCUCAUAGAAAUUGUUUUCUCCGUCUCUCAUCUCUGGCCUUUGCCCUUGGACACAUAUCACAGGCUCAUAUCACAGCCUUGGAUCAAGCUAUCUCAUUUCUAUGUUUGAGUAUUACAACUUUUGUUUUGUUUUUGUUUUUGAGACAGAGUUUUACUCUGUUGCCCAGGCUGGAGUGCAGUGGCACGAUCUUGGCUCACUGCAACCUCUGCCUCCCAGGUUCAAGUAGUUCUCCUGCCUCAGCCUCCCGAGUAGCUGGGAUUAUAGGCGCGUGCCACCACACCCGGCUAGUUUUUUAUAUUUUUGGUAGAGACGGGGUUUCACCAUGUUGGCCAGGCUGGUCUUGAACUCCUGACCUUAGGUGAUCCACCUGCCUCAGCCUCCCAAAGUGCUGGGAUUACCAGCGUGAGCCACCACACCCAGCCAACUUUUUUUCUCUUUUUAAAACUGUCUAGAACUCAGCUCUUCUGAGCCACCAGCUCCCUCGAGGCUCAUAAGCCACGGAUCUGUCCCUGUUUGUCUGUCAGAUGGCUGAACAAUUUGAAUUUCAUCUUCAAUUGUAUAUAAUGAUCUUAAAGAUAUGUAAAUAACAAAUUUUUAAAGCAUUGAAAAUAUUUCUUCCUGUAUUCCGACCUUGCACUGUCUACAAAGCCAGGUCUUUCUUCACAAACUAAACUUCAUGCAAGACGCGUUUCUGGCCAAUGAGUGUUAUAUGAAAGUUUUUUAUAGUUUAACAUUAUCUCUUAUCAGAAUUGGGCUUUUGUGUGAUGUAGACACCAAAAUUGUUUGAUAAUUAUGAAAGGAGGAGGCUGGCCAGGUACUGUGGCUCACACCUACAAUCCUAGCACUUUGGAGGGCCGAGGCGGGCAGAUCACCUGAGGUCAGGAGUUCAAGACCAGCCUGACCAACAUGGAGAAACCCCGUCUCUACUAAAAAUACAAAAUUAGCCAGCAUGGUGGCGCAUGCCUGUAAUCCCAGCUACUUGGGAGGCUGAGGCAGGAGAAUUGCCUAAACCCAGGAGGCGGAGAUUGCAGUGAGCCGAGAUUGCAGGAUUGCACUCCAGCCUGGGCAGCAAGAGUGAAACUCCGUCUCAAAAAAAAAAAAAAAAAGGAGGAAGCUAAUGAGAUAGAAUAUACAUUCCCACAUUUCAAAUAUGGUACAGGUUUAGGAGAACCAAAAACUUGGAGCAACCCAAUAUGUAAGAAGAGGGACUAGUUAGUAAACUAGACCAGAAGCUAGCGAAGAGGGACUAGUUAACAAACUGGACUAGAUGCUAGCAAAGGGGAUCAUCAAGAUUCCUCUCUUCCAGCCACGCUUGUAUUGAUUCCCGGGCGUAAUGUUCAGCCAUUGUCUAGAGCUAGGCAUCCUCUGCUGCUAACAGCCGUGUAAAUAUUUAAAUUAUUGGCUAGUCUCACAGUCACCUUUGUCCAAAGCUGUAGCCUCAAUAGCUGUAGCCACCUGCCUGCUUGAUGGAUCUUCGAUGAUGAUCUUUGUCCCUCACUGGCCAUACACUUUUGGGACGGCUCUGAGCUCUGAGCCUUCUAGGGCUUGUCCAUGACUUACUGCUUUGCACAGAGACGAUGUUGCUUUGUAGAUACUUUCUACACCAAUCCCAAGAGGAGAAGGGGCACACUAAGUAUGGGUUGAAGCUACCAGACCCAUGAUGGAGCUGAAAUCCUACUUUAGAUGAGGCCAUAGUGCAGCCAGAUGAUGACAGCUGGAAGGUUGUCUUCCUGCUCUGGACUCUGCAUUACACUUGGGAAAAAAAGGAGUGAAGAAACUCAUACUGGAAUUACACAAAUGAACCACUGACAAAAACAAACUCAUUUGUGUGACUUCUUCAAACCCUGAACUGCAGGUGAAAUCCAUUAUCGAAUUUGAUGGUCACAUGAUCAACUUAGGUAAGAUGGGUGCCCCUGAUCCAGGAUGAGGACCAACUUUGGCCAGUACACCCUGAUAACCUGAGUUAACCUUAGCUAACUUCCCCAACGGUGGGUGUGAAUUCUCUUCCAGCAGCAGGUAGUGUGAUGAACCUUUGGGUUACCUUUGUUUUUUAUCAACUGUACCAAAACCUCAUAUUUUUUUCCUAGUAGUGUUAUUCCUUCUAGUGAAGUGUUUUGGGAUUCCAACCAGAACACCAGGGCAUGUGCACACACGUAGCACAAAGAUCUAUUACAAUUCCAUAAAAUAGGUGAAUAAAAAAUGUCCAAAGAUCACAAUUAGGCAGUUUACAAAAGACCUAAAAAUUGCUGGUAAUUAUCUGAAAAGAUGGUCAACCCAAGGAAGUACAUAAAUGAGAGACAAUGUAGGGUAGUAAUUAUGUGGAUUUUGGAGCCAGGCUGUCUGGAUUCAAGUCGUGAUUCUGCCAUUAUUAACCAUGUGACCUUCAGCAAAUUACUUAAGCUCUCUCUAUUUCAGUUUCCUCAUCUAUAAAACGGGAAUAAUAAUAAUAAUAAUUACACAUGUUACCUCCGAGUGUGACAGUUUACAAAGUUGAUAUCUGUAGGGUGCUUGGUACAGUGCCUGACACAUAGUAAGUGUUGCAAAGUGUUGCCUGCUGUGGUGAUGAUUAUGAUGGUGAUGGUGAUGAUGGUGGUGAUGAUGGUGGUGAUGUUGGUGAUGAUGGUGGUGAUGGUGGUGAUGAUGGUGAUGAUGGUGGUGAUAAUGAUGGUGGUGAUGAUGGUGAUGAUGAUGGUGGUGAUGAUGGUGGUGAUGAUGAUGGUGAUGAUGGUGAUGAUGGCGGUGAUGGUGGUGAUGAUGAUGAUGAUAUGGUGGUGAUGAUGAUGGUAAUGGUGGUGAUGAUGAUGGUGAUGAUGGUGGUGAUGAUGGUGAUGAUGAUGGUAAUGGUGGUGAUGAUGAUGGCGAUGAUGGUGGUGAUGAUGGUGAUGAUGGUGAUAAUGAUGGUGGUGAUGAUGGUGAUGAUGAUGGUGAUGAUGGUGGUGAUCAUGGUGGUGAUCAUGGUGGUCAUCAUGAUGGUGAUGAUGGUGGUGAUGAUGAUGGUGGUGAUGAUGAUGAUGGUGGUGAUGAUGGUGAUGAUGGUGGUGAUAAUGAUGGUGGUGAUGAUGAUGGUGAUGGUGGUGAUGGCAGUGGUGGUGGUGAUUAUGGUGAUGGUGACGAUGAUGGGGUAGUGAUGGUGGUGAUGAUAAUGGUGAUGGUGGUGAUGGCAGUGGUGGUGGUGAUUAUGGUGAUGGUGACGAUGAUGGGGUAGUGAUGGUGGUGAUGAUGGUGAUGAUGAUGGUGGCAGUGAUGGUGAUGGCGAUGGUAGUGGCGAUGGUAGUGGUGAUGACAGUGAUGAUAAUGGUGAUGAUGGUGAUGAUGGUGGUGAUGAUGUGAUGGUGGUGAUGAUGGUGAUGAUGGUGGUGAUGAUGUGAUGGUGGUGAUGAUGGUGAUGGUGAUGGUGAUGAUGGUGGCAGUGAUGGUGGUGAUGGCGAUGGUAGUGGCAAUGGUGGUGAUGAUGGUGAUGAUGAUAAUGGUGAUGAUGGUGGUGAUGAUGAUGUGAUGGUGGUGAUGAUGGUGAUGGUGAUGAUGGUGGCAGUGAUGGUCAUGAUGGCAAUGGUAGUGGCGAUGGUGAUGGUGAUGAUGACAGUGGCAAUGAUGGUAGUAAUGAUAUGAUGGUGAUGAUGGUGGUGAUGAUGGUGGCAGUGAUGGUGGUGAUGGCGGCAGUGAUGGUGGUGAUGGCAAUCAAUGGUAGUGGCGAUGGUGGUGAUGAUGAUAUUGGUGACGAUGUUAGUAAUGAUAUGGUGAUGGUGAUGAUGGUGGUGGUGGUGGCGGUGGUGGUGGCAGCAGCAAUGCCAGACUGCUUUACAAAGUGGUUGUUUCAGUUUACAUUUUACCAACAGCAUGUGAGUGUUCCCUUUCCUCAUGUUCUUCUGAUAUUCUUAGGUUUUAAAAUGUUUGCCAAAUCAAUGGGUGAAAUUGAGCAUGUUUUCUUAAGCUUAUUGGUUGUUAAGGCUGCCUCUUUCGUGAAGUGCUUAUUCAUAUUGUCAGCCCAUUCUUCUGUCAGUCUUCUGUCUUUUUCUUAAUUUUUUUUAUUGAUUUCUCAUUCAUCUAGCAAAUAUUGAGGAUCUUUUAUAUGUCGGACACUAUUUUCGGUGCUAGGAAUACAAUGGAAAACACUGUUUUAUGGAUCUUAUGUUCUAGUUAGAGAGAGACAAUACAGUUCCAGCUAGCAAUAAAUUAUAUUUAAAAACUAAAGCAGUACAAUCAUAAUAAUAGCUGGCUUGUACCGAAUGAUUUCUGUGUGCCAGCUACUAUACUAAAUUCUUAGAUGUAUGAAUUCAUUUUAUCCUCACAUUUUUUCUAAUACUAUUUAUUUAUUUGAGACAGGGUCUCACUCUGUUGCCCAGGCUGACUGUAGUGGCACAAUCACGGCUCACUGCAGCCUCAAACUCCUGGGCUCAAGUGAUCCUCCCACCUCAGCUUCCUGAGUAGCUGGGACCAGAGGCACACACACACCAACUUGCCCACCUAAUUUUUUAUUUUUUGUAAAGACUAGGUUUUGGUAUGUUGCUCAGGCUGGUCUCGAACUCCUGGACUCAAGCAGCCCUCCUGCCUUGUCCUCCGUCCCAAAGUGCUGGGAUUACAGACAUGAGCCACCACACCUGGCCUAAUACUGUUUUUUGAAAACAUCAUCCUUUUACAGCUACAGAAACUGGAGCACAGAGAGGUUAAGUAAUAAACUCAAAGUCACACAGCUGAGAACUUGUGGAGUCAGGAUUCAAAGCCAGGUAGUCAAACUCUACUUAAUGCCUGCAGUCCUGGCCAGAAUAUAAUGUUGUCUUUCUAUACCAUCCUAGAGAUAAAAUGUGAAAGAGAAAAGACCUUUGUAUAUAUUCUGGCUGGUAAUACUUUCUCAUUUGUGUUACAAAUGUCUAACCUUAUUCUGUAACAUAAAAAAUGUUUUUAUAAUCACUUUACCAUGAAAUGUUUAACUUUGGUGUACUCAAAAGUUAUUAUCUCUUAUGGUUUGUACUUUUGAGUCCUCGUUUGAGUAAUUGUUUCCUUCACGGACAUUAUGAAGUUAUCAUUUAAUUCUUUCACUUACUCAUUUGACAGAUGUUUACUUGAGCAUCUACUAAAUGCCAGACACUGUUCUAGGCACUAGAAACAUGUGGAGUAAAUGGACAUCACCGCCUUCACUUUAAAGGUUUUGUUUUCCAAGUUUGGGUCUUUCACCCAUUUGGAAUUUGUUUUUUUUUUCAUGUUGUGGGAUGCAGCAAACUAAUUUUAUAUUUCUGCAUAUAGGAAUUCAGUUUUUCUCAUGCUAUGUAUUAAAAUUUUUUUUUUCACUACUGAUUUAUGAUGUGAUCUUUAUUAUAUAUCAAGUUUCUUUACUAUCAUGGGUUGUUACUGAUAUGUCUGUUGCAUUUCAUGGACCUGUUUAUCUGUUCUUCAGUUCCGUUGUAGUUUAAUAAUGUUUUCCUUACAAAGGUAUUGUGAUUAUUAUACACUAGUUCAAAAAUGCAUGAAAAUACGAACGAGAAGAUUACAAUCAGCUAUAUUCCCACCAUUUUCCAUGCAGGAACUUGGAAAUUCAGGGGGGAAAUAUUUGUAAAAUAAUUAGUCUCAAACCACUAAUGUUUCUUCUAUUUCACAGUAGAGAGGAGCUAAGUUAUCCCUCCGGUGGUACCUGAUAAAAUUUAAAAUUACUUUUUAUCCUUGGAAUUCACAUACCAAAAAUUGAGCUCCUUUGAUGUCACUCUUUUUUUUU
Pan troglodytes (chimpanzee) is the source of this 16326-nucleotide messenger RNA. Its product is annotated as peptidyl-prolyl cis-trans isomerase A-like. The coding region runs from base 7353 to 7991 and encodes 212 amino acids. Gene Ontology annotation, biological process: protein folding; protein peptidyl-prolyl isomerization. Gene Ontology annotation, cellular component: cytoplasm. Gene Ontology annotation, molecular function: peptidyl-prolyl cis-trans isomerase activity; cyclosporin A binding. Lineage: Eukaryota; Metazoa; Chordata; Mammalia; Primates; Hominidae. The transcript has a single exon. The record is from RefSeq and is a predicted model, not a curated record.